UUCAAUGGACCAAUUCUUGAAAGUUUGCUCAACAUUCCGAAUUUCAAAAAAGAUGGAAACCCAUUUAACACUACUGUUUCUCCAUUACCUUCACCUCCAUCGCCCUUAAGACCAGCCCCUGCACCACCACUUCCCGGGGCGCCAUCUUCUGGGACAUCUCCUGAACAAAAACCUGGGAAACAUGCUGACGGGCCAUCUGCAACAGAGGGUUCGACUUCUGGAGGAAAAAGCAAAACUACUAAAAGGGUCGUUUGGAUAUCAAUUGCCGGGGUGUUUUCAUUUAUAAUUAUCGUAUUAGCAAUUUUGCUUCUUUUGCCAAAGUGUCGCAGACGAAGAGGAGAAGCUGGCGAAAAUUUCAAGCCACAUCAAAUAGGUGCAUAUAGAGGGAACAGAGAGAAUCUUGGGGACAAUGGUUCCUUGAACCAACCAACCAAUCAAAUGGAGAAAGUUCAAAAGGAGGCAGCUGCGAAGCCAAAGAAUCAUCAAACAGAGAUGAGGAUGGGAGCAGUCCAAAGCCGCAACAGGAUCAGAACAGGAUCC
This is a messenger RNA of Carica papaya (papaya), 540 nucleotides long. The record is from RefSeq and is a predicted model, not a curated record. Lineage: Eukaryota; Viridiplantae; Streptophyta; Magnoliopsida; Brassicales; Caricaceae.